Molecule: messenger RNA, 1257 nt
Organism: Capronia coronata CBS 617.96
Lineage: Eukaryota; Fungi; Ascomycota; Eurotiomycetes; Chaetothyriales; Herpotrichiellaceae
Exons: 1
Coding region: 1-1257 (418 amino acids)
Biological process (GO): transcription by RNA polymerase II
Cellular component (GO): nucleus
Source: RefSeq, a predicted model, not a curated record
AUGGCCAUCCCGGGUCAGCGCUUCGAAUUGGAUCUCGAGGCAGACGACUUCACGGUGAGGCCCCUCAACGAUGACUUCUCUCCAGACUUGAGUGCAGGCCUCGCAAUCAAGGAGAUCGAAGAGCACGAAGCUGAUGCUCCGCCUCCUCCUCCCUCCCUCAAGUCUUCCAGGACCGGCUUUCCUGAGCACAAGCCCCGUCGAAACGUCUCCGCCUUCAAGACGAGGCAACAGGCUGGCAAUGUCCCACCACGGCCUACAAUCCCCUCGCGCGUAGAACCUUCGGACAGAGCAAUCGCUCAUCAUGUGGGCAAGAAAUAUGGACUUGAUCUAGACGGUCAGCAGAAGUCCGAGAUAAGCGAAGAGAACAAGAGACGGAUUGCGGACAUGUCGGUGGAAGACGUCGAAGAGGCUCGGGCCGAGUUGAUGAGCACCCUCAAUCCUGCAUUUCUCGAGCGCAUGCUCAAACGGGCCAAUAUCGACGAGGACCAGGUCGCCCAGAAGGAUUGGCCUGAAGAUGAUCAAGAGAGAUCAAGUGAUGCUGCUGGGAGGGACACUGAAAACUUGACAAAUUUGACCGAGGACGAUGCGGCCCCUGCAGCGUCAACCACGGCCACUCUAUCAGGGCCCUCGAUCCACUUCCCUGCACCUCCACGGUCAGCCGAAGAGUACGUGCCUUUAGAUGCCAACGACCCUGCUUUUCUUUCUGAGCUCAAGUCACACUACUUUCCCGAAACACCACACGAUCCUUCUUCGCUUCAGUGGCUUCAAGACCCUUCCGAAGAGGAGAAUCAGGCGUCGUUGUAUAAUCCCGAGAAGGAGUCAUUCUUGGCAUCUGCUCUGCGUUUUGGCUUCAAUGGUCGCUUGAUCGCGCCCAGGGAGAGUCUGGAGAUCGAUGUGAAGCAGGGUCUACAUCAUCAUGGCGACGACCCCAGCAGUGCCGGUUAUACAAUUCCCGAAUUGGCACUCCUGGCCAGAUCAUCUCUGCCGAACCAGCGAUGCGUUGCUUACCAGAUCCUGGGCAGGGUGCUAUACAGACUGGGAAGAGGAGAUUUUGGUGCCCGUGGCAGUGAGCUCCAGGAGGCCUUGUGGUCCGUCAUCGAGCGGGAAAAGCCAAUUGAGGUGAUGAUGAGCGAAGCCAACCGCCAGUCCGGACAUGCUAGCGCCAAAGCCCAUGCCAUUGAAGCCUUGUGGCUCUGGAGAAAGGGUGGAGGAGGAGACAGAGGCGUCUUGAAAUCAGGUCAGAGAGUGGCCAGGUGA